Molecule: messenger RNA, 1812 nt
Organism: Phytomonas sp. EM1
Lineage: Eukaryota; Euglenozoa; Kinetoplastea; Trypanosomatida; Trypanosomatidae
Source: the annotation of a GenBank genome assembly
GCUAUAAAAUUUUCAUUUCCUACAAAGUCACCGAGCAAUCAUAUUAAUUUCAAUACGUAAGAUAAGUUUCUUUCAAACUACGGUUUGUAACCUAUCUAUCAUAUAUUUUUAACCUCUCACGAUCGAUUUACGAAGAAAGGAAAAUAAUUUGGAUCAUUGGGACUAAACUGUUCUGACGAACAAUGUGCACGAGAGGGUCGUAUGUCGAAAACCAAUUGCUCGUCAAUGAUACCGUGUUCUUGAAAACCAUGCUAUCCAAUCUCAAAAAGUGUGAGGAACUUACCAAUGCCACAAUGAAAUGCUACACGUCGCUUACGAAGACAGUUACAGACAAUACGCAGUCUUUUAUAAACGCUUCCACGCAAUGUAACCAACGAUCAAAUUCAGUCCAUUCUCUCAAUAAUGUGAUACGCGACUUGAGUGGAAAUGAUGAAUUUAUGAAAUAUAACGCACAAGUUCACUCCGAAACCCUCAGAUGUAUCGAAUUACUAAUUAAUGAGACGAAGGCUCUUCAGAAAGCCCUUGAUAAUCUCAAAUCCAAUCAGAAGGCUUACGAGUCGGCUCGCCAAAAAAUUCAUAAAAAAGAGGCCAAAUAUUCCAAGGCAAAUAAAUCGCUUACUGAGAGUUCCACGUAUCGUAAAAUAACUGAAAAACGUGACAGUCUGAAGAAACUGACACAAAGCAAACAAGAAGAAUAUAAAGCUAAGAAAGAAAAUCUUGUAAAGCGUGUCUCGGAAACCCUGUCCGAUGCCUACAACAACUAUUUGGAAUGCACCUCUAAUUUCACUAUGUUCCUUGGAAAUAUGAUGAAAAAAAACAUUCACGUGCGUCCCCCUAAUCCAUUCGAAGAGGCGCAACCAGCAUAUGCGUUGUGAGAUCCUCCUCCUAAUGCAUGUAUGCAUAUUCUUCUAUGCAAAUGCCAUUGGAAGUAAUGCAUUUCACUACAAUGUUAUUUAGUAUAUAUAUAUAUAUAUGCACACUAAAAUGUAGCCACAGGAGACUAGGAAAAAGAAGAAAAGUAUGCCUACACAAUGGUUCGGGGAUAAAAGUAAUUCGUGGUAGUUAUCCACGCAUUUCAACAUUGUCGGUAUUAAUGUAGAUUUUUAUACAUAUAUGGAUAUGAAUAUUGAUAUUUUUUGAUAUUAUGCAAGUCUAUGUUGAAUGCAAAUGUAAUAUGCAAGUUGAAAAGAAAAAAAACGGUGUGAUGACAUAAUUCAUCACCCCUCCCUGAAACGUGCACUGCAAUGGGUUGUGUAGAUUGGGUUGACAGUCUUACUCCACCCUAAGCAUGUUUCAAGUGCUAUCUUGUAUUUUUUUUUUGCUAUCUGAAAACAACGCCGCGUGCACUCCUCUAGAGCAUUCACACGGAUCAAAAGAAGAUACCUGUCGUCGUUCAUUUAUUCCUCAAACAUCAUUGUCUUACGUCUUCAUUUUUUCACAGGCAGGAGAAAUACUCAAUCACAAUGUGAUUAUAAAAUGCCGUGUUAUUUUAUGCAUGUGAUCUAAAAGGCAGACAAAUUGAAUACCUCAGGAAAGCUGAACCUCAUGUACAGACAAUUCAAAUAUCAUGAUUAAUUCCUCCCUUCUUAUAUCAUUUUGCUUUUCUUAGUUCACAGAAUAGCUGCAAGCUUUAUUGUGUGUUAAGUUCUGUGCGACCUCCCGCCAACGUGCUGGCAAGCAUUGGAACCGAUAACGUGGGUGUGAGCCAUACACACAUAUACGAUGCAAUUAAGAAAAAUGUAAGUAUUUCCUUGUUUAAUCUAAUAUUGAUAUGGAAUCUUAAGAAAGAAAAAGGCAUGGAGAUAAAGUAAA